CUGUACUUUCUGCUUCGCUGUCCAAGGGUCAGCCGACGCGAGUCAGCAAGGAUUGCUUCAGAUCAGGAAAAAUCCUCGGUGUCACAAUCCUGCGACGCCAUCAACCAUGCUGAUUCAACCCUGGCGUUGGGAUCAGAUGUUAUUCAGACACGUUACGUUGAUAAGGACGCUGGAGAUGUACUUCUACAACAGAUGUUCAAAAGCUACCUCUUUCAAUUCGACCGUUACUUCGCCACGAGUAUAGCCUGCCAGGCGCUAGAACUAAGCCGUGUCGGAAUAGCCCGGUUACCCGAUUUGGCCGAAUAACCGCAACCCUACGAUUACACGCACGCAUCACGUCGUCAGCUGCUCCACGCUCUUAAGGGGCACGCAAAAGUUUAAAUCAUCAUCACUACUCAAUAUUCCAUACUCGCAAUCGCUUGUCCUGAUUUCGUACUUUGCGCUUUUCGAGAUGACUUCUGAAGUCAUCCGAAACUAUGCUACAGCCGCACUCGAGCAGCUCCCGACCAUGGACAAGUUGCGCGCGCUCAUCAAAGAUGCCCCGGCAUGGAAGCUCGGCUUAGGGGCGGGCAUUAGCUACCUGGCACUGGUGCGCCUGCUCAGGUACCGAAGAAGGGACAGAAUCGCGAAGAAGUACCCCUACAAAACACGUGCCGAUUUUUCCAAGAUGACAGCGGAUGAUGCGCAGGCCAUUCUGCGCAGUGUGUUUGAAUGCGAAUUCCCGUUCAUUGGUGAAAAGUCCCUGCAGUUUGCACUCUUCAGAACAUAUGGGAUUCCGACGAUCAGCAAGCUUUUGGUGAAGACUAAGCAGCUUUCCACCAAGGAACUGGCGCCUAGGCGAUUGACGGAUACCGCCGUUUUGAUUGCAGAGUUCCUUGGAUCGCCCCCAAGUUCAGAGCGUGCCAACACGGCAAUUGCGCGAAUGAACUAUCUGCACUCAUUAUACCAAGCAUCUGGCCAGAUAUCCAAUGAAGACAUGCUUUAUACUCUCUCACUUUUUGCUGUAGAGCCCGUGCGAUGGGUCAAUACGUUCGAGUGGCGUGAGCUGACCCCGCUAGAAGUAUGCGCAACUGGCACCUUCUGGAAAUCGGUUGGCGACGCAAUGGGCAUCUCUUACGAGGAAUUGCCAAGCUACAAGCGAGGUUGGAAAGACGGCAUCGAAUGGUUUGAGGAGGUCAAAGUUUGGGCCCUAAUGUACGAGCAGAAAGUCAUGCUACCCACGAAGGACAACCACCAAACUGCAGUUGAAACCACUAAAAUGCUCCUAUAUGACGUGCCAAAGCCUCUGCACGGAAUCGGAGAGAAUGUGGUCGCCGCACUUAUGGACGAUCGACUUCGGGAGGCUAUGAUGUAUAAAAUGCCUCCUUCGUGGCUGCAGAGCUGUAUUCACAAUGCCCUUCACAUUCGCAAAUAUAUCAUCAGGUACCUGUUCCUUCCACGGCCGCAAGCGAUGAAGAUGCGGGUGACGUCCGAAAAGCCCAACAAGUAUGGCAAAUACAACGUCAUGUACUACGAAGUCGAGCCCUGGUACUAUCCAGAUAACUUCACUAAUCGCUGGCUGAGCCUCCAGACAUGGGUGAAGUGGAUGCGAGGCUUGCCAAUUCCCGGUCCUCAAUACAAGCCAGAGGGCUACGAUGUCCCCAAUGUUGGCCCCAAACAUUUGGAGGGCAAAGGUACGGCCGAGAUGGCACAAACGAAGGAAAGACUCAUGGCUAGCGGGAGAGGAGGGUGCCCAUUUGCUUGAAAUUUUGUUCAAACGCAUUUGAACCUGGAGCUUGGUAGAAUAGACGCAUGUUUUUUAACCAGCUAUUCCAAGCUUCCUCAAUACCCUACAACUGUAGAAGUAUUUCAUGAUCAUUUCAGAAUCUCAGAGCUCGGUCUGCAAAAGAUGAU
Molecule: messenger RNA, 1893 nt
Organism: Verruconis gallopava
Lineage: Eukaryota; Fungi; Ascomycota; Dothideomycetes; Venturiales; Sympoventuriaceae
Exons: 3
Coding region: 452-1744 (430 amino acids)
Molecular function (GO): oxidoreductase activity
Source: RefSeq, a predicted model, not a curated record